Messenger RNA from Lasiosphaeria miniovina, 1308 nucleotides. RefSeq lists its product as uncharacterized. NCBI's taxonomy places the organism in Eukaryota, Fungi, Ascomycota, Sordariomycetes, Sordariales, Lasiosphaeriaceae. The transcript has 2 exons. The record is from RefSeq and is a predicted model, not a curated record. The coding region runs from base 213 to 1037 and encodes 274 amino acids.
CCAUCCAUGUUUAUGAAUCCAUAGGAACCUAAGGGAUUCCUGAUCUUAUAUUGCUGACAGCUGCCCUCGGCUUCGAGCCAGCAACGAACCAAAUCUUUUCUCUGUCUCUACUGUCCUCGGUUCCGGGCCUGUCUCAUUUUCUCCAUCUUUAUUUCUUUGGUUCGCAUUGAAGGUGCCCCUCCACCUCGUGACCCCACAAACCUCGAGCCGCCAUGGCGUCCAACCAGUCACAGUCACCGCCGUCACAACCCUUUUACAAUCUGCAAGACGCCCCACCAGUUCCUCCCGGGAAGGGCCCAGUGCACUACCAGCACCAGUCCCCGGUUCAGCAAACCCCCCGCCGACCGCCACAGCAGCUCCAACAGCCCUACAACACCCACCAGCCGUUCCCGGAAAAGCUCCCAGCGGCCUUCCCGCCUGCCCAGCCCGAGGGCCUGAAGCGCAGCGUCGUUUUAGGAGUCCUUGCACUCAUCGCUUUUUUGUUCCUGGCCGUCAUUGGCCUCGGCGCAGGCCUGGGGGUCAGCCAACGUGACCUGAGCCAAGCAAAGUCCGACCUGAAGGUCGCUGAAGCUGUUGCUUCUGCUGUACUCGUUAUUACAACCCCACCUGCGUCGACAGUUCAUGUCACCCACACUCCGUCACCAACCACACAGGUCACGCCAACGAGGUCGACCACCCCAGCCGCCGCAUCCUCCACGGGCUCCUCUGUUGCCUCGGCAUCCUCGGGCGUCUGCCCAGGCACCAAUGGCACAUUUUACACGUCAUCCGUGGCCAGUGGCAGCAAGAGGUUUCAGCGCCUGUGCGGCCUUGAUUUCAGUGGCCCGGGGCAGGCUGAAGACAUUGGGAGCGUCAACACAACCAGCCUGAACGACUGUAUUGACGCCUGCGCCGCCAAGACCAACUGCACUGGUGCCGGUUGGGGCAUCAUGACCGGCACCAACUCCUCCAUACAGCCUUGCUGGAUGAAGACGAACCUUAACAAGAACCACAAAGCCACAGUAGGCUGGGGUUUUGCCAUUCUAACACCUCAGGAGUGACCAGCCGCAAAUAGGCGAGCCUGAAAAAGCUGCCGAGGGCGGGGGGGACUGAGCCAGCAGCUGGUCUCUUGAUACGAAACGCUACCACCACAAGUUCCGGGGUAGAAGAUUGCAUGAUUAUGCGCCGCUAUCGAUUUGGGUCCAGGAAAGAGUUCGACGUUUGAGGCACGGGUGAGAGGAAUCGCCCCGUUGUAAACUACUAAAGCUGGCCCUCGGCUUCUCAGACAUGCUGAGCCACGUUAGCACACAAAUUCACUUCUGAUGCAAAACA